CUCCUGGGUGUUUCAAGGGCAGCUCAAGAGAAAAUGUGUUGUAGUCAAGCAUUCGUGUGAAACCACGGCGAUUUUGUCCAAGGAAGAAAGGCCAAAUACCUCUUAGUUACGGCUACCCUCUUCACCAAGCAAUCCGACAGACGCGAGUCUGAGUAAAGUGGUCCCUUUGUAUUCAAAUGCACCGGCGUGGGAUUCCCUAGGGGGGCCGAGCGCCUAAGGCGUCAAGGCUGUCCUCGCGGGCACCAAGUACAGUCGGCAGCUUUCACUGCUCGCGCGCAACUCGCUGUGAUCACGGUGCCAGAAUCAUGACAUCGCCAGCCGCUGUCAGCUGGAGUUUCCUCGCACCUUCGCGCUUCGACGCCGCGCUCCUGUCGUUGCUGCCAUGGUUCAGCGUGCUGCUAUCGUGUGCCCUGCUCGCUAUGCACUGCCGCCGGUGGUUCUACACAUGGAGUACUCUGCGCCCUAUUCCUGGGCCCGGCACCGACUGGCUGCCGCCACUGUUCUUGCUCUCCGUGUACUGGCAGUACAGGAGGCACCUCUCCAACAGUGCCACCUCGGUGGUUUUCAGGGUUGUUAGAAAAGUAUCCAAGAUGUACGAAGGAAGGACUUUCAAGGUGUACAUAGGAACGAGCCCCACAGUUGUCCUGCAUACGCCUGAAGCAGCAGAGGUAUUACUUUCUUCAAAAGAAAAUACAGGAAAGCCAAACUCGUACGCAUUCCUGAAGUCAUGGUUGGGCCCAAAGAAUCUGCUGACAAGCAAGGGGGACCCGUGGAAAGCAAAGGCGAAACUCUUCAAGAACGCAUUCAACACUGAACAUCUCGAAAGCUGCAUGGCUGUGUUCAAUGACAGCGGAAAAAUUCUUGAGAAGCGCAUCGAGUCCAUCACAUCAGAGUCACCGGACAAACCAGUCGUCUGCUACACAAACAUACAGAGCUGCGUUCUCGACAUCAUAGGCCGUGCUUUGUUUGGAAUCCACUUAGGCUUGCAGAACGGAAAUAGGAAAGAGUACGCCCGCUGGUUUAACUACCUGACGUUCCUGUUGACGGUCCGAUACUUCCGACCUUGGCUGUGGAUACAGGCCCUGUACGACAGCACGAAGGAAGGGAAAAUUUGGAAGAGCACAGUCGACAAUAUCGGCAACCUGCACCUUUCUGUGAUAGAGCGAAGGAAAUCUGCAAUAUUAAGAAAGCUGGCAGAACAGAGCUACAAUGACGAACUUGACGACGAGUUGUCUUUCCCGGCAGCCGUGGACGCCGCAAUAAGGAAACAUAUUUCUGGACCAUCGUCGUACACCUUGGACGAACUGGAGAAAGACGCGACGUCGGUAACUUUUGCUGCUGCCGAUUCCACGUCAGCAGCGAUGAGCUGGACGCUGUACCUUCUUGGCUUGAACCCGGACAAGCAAGCCAAACUGCAGAAGGAGCUGGAUGACGCCUUAGGACGGGGCAUUGAAGCCGAUAUCACCACAAGCGACCUCAAGCAGCUUCCUUACCUCGAGUGCUGCAUCAAGGAGUCACUCCGUCUGUGUCCGCCGUUUCCUUUGAUCGGCCGGGAACUGGACGAGGAACUCGUUAUUGAUGGUUAUACCGUGCCGGCCGGAACGACGUGCAUGAUCAACAUUCACAGCCUGCACAGAAAUACGGAGCAAUUCGCGGACCCCGAGAACUACAUUCCCGAGCGAUUCCUGCCGGAAAACUGCAAGAAUAUGCACCCGUUCAGCUUCAUUCCUUUCUCGAGCGGCGUCAGAGUUUGCCUGGGGCAGAAAUUUGUGAUGGUGGAAGCGAAGGUCUUGUUGGCGAAGCUGCUCUCCAAAUACACGGUGGAGUCGACGCAGCCGCUCGAAGAAGUGAAACAAGCCUACGAGGUCGUCCUGAAGGCGAGGGGAGGACUGCGCGUCUGGUUCAGGAAACGCGGCGACCCUGUGUGAUCGCUGCCGCCACGCGGCGUCACAGUUCUGCUCAGCUACUACAGGGCGCGCGGGAGCAACAACCACCGAGCUUCAGUCCCAGUGCUGCACCACUCUGUUCUCUGUGGGGUUUAGAGAUACAAAUCAAGCGGCUCCUAAAGUGAGGUUCCAGUCAUGCAACUGGACAAGACCGCAGCUUCGAUAGUGAACUUUUAAGAGGGCGACUUCUGCAGCAUACAGCCACCGCAAAAACAGCAGACGCAGCACCUGUGCAACUUCUCGCAGGACAUAACCCUGUCAUAAAACUUUGACUGGGCAAAUCAUUAAUGCGUCACUUUGGAUUUGAUACGACGCACGCAAAAACCAGGACGGACAGCUAGAAAGGCAUACACCACCAGUGCCGAACUCACCAAUAGAGGGUUUGUUGAUGCAUAUACAGCUAUAUAUAAAUAAGCACAAAUAUGCACGUGAAAAUAGUUGCCGCAGACGGCAACACUUUCGCGAACACGAAGAUUGUAUUCAGGCGUAAAUAUCAGACCUCCCAAAAAUGGUCGAAGCAUACCACAUUUGCGAAGAAAAGAAAAACAUUGUUAACGAAGAGAGAGAUAAAAGCAAGGAAACCAAACUUCAACAGGUUUGUAAGACAAAGAAACGUUGUUUCUGUAGAACAUAUUUUCUUGACAUUAACUGAAUCAGAAGAGUGCGGAAACCCGUGUCUUGUGUAAAUUGGGGAUUGUUUAUUGAGUGCGCCAAAAUACCCUUCAGUUGCGGAUUUAGCGCUGGUGGUGGGUGACGUUCUAUCUAUCCGUCGCGAAUUUCUUUUUGCAAUGUUUUAUAUUCAAACUGAUAACCCUGUCACGCGUUUCAUAUUAAUGGGCACUUUGUGUCCAUUAAUAUGUAUUUCUCUAUAUAUUCUAUAGUCCAUAGUCGCCGGUGAAAUAAAUGUCGCAGCAGCAUCGCACUGAGUUGCCCCCGAGAUGAGUAAAUCAAUCCGCUCCACUGCAGCGGCUGUUCGUCCUCACUAACAAGCGAAAUAACUUCGCUGCGUCGAUAGCGCUCAAUGUUCAUCGAGAGCGUACCUGCGACACAGAUAUUACGCUGCAUGCUGCAAGAACUUAACUUCUUUAGUUUAUACUUCUGAAUUUACAUUUGAAGAUCACGGUGGUUUUUUUCUUUUUGAGCAUUCCGAAAUUUUUGUUAAACAGUUACUUCAAUCAAUUUUUUUGUAAAUAGCACUACAAGAUUCCCUAGAGCAUUUCAGGACGUGCGCCCUUAUCCUAAACGCUGUCGUCUAUGAGAGGGUCACCGAACUUGGACCGAACUACAGCCAUAGCUUCUUUCGUUUGUUCUUCUUUCUUUCUUUCUUUUUUUUGCUUUUUAGCAGAAGUGAAUAGUCCAGUGACCAGGUUACAACAAGGACAGUCCGACUGUACUGGUCGGUGCGCCUUCAGUCGUUGUUGUCACAUAAAUUUGUGAAGGCCAGGGAGAUUAUUCCUUUGGUGAUUAUACGCUGUAUAAUCAGGCUACCGAUAUCCGAUUAUCCGAAAAUCGUGCACCUUUCUUGCAUGUUCCAGGGUGUAUAUAGCUAUCUGAGUUAAUAAAUGCUGAAGUUUUCUCCGGAA
Molecule: messenger RNA, 3529 nt
Organism: Dermacentor albipictus
Lineage: Eukaryota; Metazoa; Arthropoda; Arachnida; Ixodida; Ixodidae
Product: cytochrome P450 4V2-like
Molecular function (GO): iron ion binding; monooxygenase activity; oxidoreductase activity, acting on CH-OH group of donors
Source: RefSeq, a predicted model, not a curated record